Messenger RNA from Physcomitrium patens, 6810 nucleotides. Its product is annotated as callose synthase 9. NCBI's taxonomy places the organism in Eukaryota, Viridiplantae, Streptophyta, Bryopsida, Funariales, Funariaceae. Gene Ontology annotation, cellular component: 1,3-beta-D-glucan synthase complex; plasma membrane. Gene Ontology annotation, molecular function: 1,3-beta-D-glucan synthase activity. Gene Ontology annotation, biological process: (1->3)-beta-D-glucan biosynthetic process. The record is from RefSeq and is a predicted model, not a curated record.
GAGUGUGAACAAGGACGACAGAGGCGUUGGUGUCUCCCCUUUCCCUGCUGUAGUUGUCGCCUUCAGCCCCCUUUGAGCUCCAUCCACCCUUUGCUUCUCGCAACUCCCCUUUCAUGUUUCUCGAGGCGGUGAAGUUAUUUAUGCGCAGCAGCGCUUCGAUUUCGGCAUAUUUCUACUCGAUGUUCCACGAUUGUAAAACUGUAUGGGAAUUUAGUUAUUCCCCUGGGUCGAAGCUUAGCUGUGGCGCGAUCGAGAAUUUAGUUUCUGAUACGCUGUGGUGAAAUGGGGCUCCUGGACAUGAGCGAUUGAGCACGACUGAAUGAUCCGAGUGGCCGAACCAGUUUAUGUACAAGGAUCGAGACGAACUCUUCGUAAGAGUCCUUCGGCCCCGAAAGUGUCAUUGUGUCUGACCGAGGAUGUAAGCGGUUCAUGUUCCUCGAGCAGACCUUAACAGGAUCGUAGCGCAUACAGAAGAGGACUUGACCUGAGCAACGGUUGUCAUGGAUACGCCGCAGCGAACGCCGCGGCGAAUCUCCAAACGAGUUCUUAUGAGAUGGGAGGCUCUAGUUUAUAGAGCGAGGAUGGCAGCAGCCCUAAGAGGAGCAGGAGAGCACCAAGCCCUUGGGGGAGCUUCCAACACCACUGUGCCCGAAACCUUGCGUAGCCAGCGAGCUAAUAUUAACGCCAUUUUGGAGACUGCAGAUGAACUUGGGAAGCAGGAUCAUGAAGUGGCACGAAUAUGCUUAAUGCUAAUUUUUGGUUAUCGCUUGUUGGUCUUGCAAAUGGAGUAGUGUGUGAGCAUGCGUAUACUCUAGUGCAGAACUUGGAUCCAUAUAGUGAAGGCAGAGGUGUAUUGCAGUUCAAGACGGGUUUGCUGUCCGUCAUCAAGCAAAAUCGUUCUAGAACAGCGGGAGAGAAGAUUGUUCGAAGUUUAGAUGCCGUCAAACUUCAAGAAUUCUACAAAAAGUACAGAGAGAAGAACCACCUGGACAAGCUUGAGGCCGAGGCAAAGACGAGUCGGGAAAGUGAUUCCUAUGACGAGGAUUCGGCAACAAUUGAACAACGUACUGAAUUGCAAAGGAGAGUAUACCUGACAGCAAGAAUUAUCAAUGAAGCUAUUGAUGCUCUCACGGAGGAUGGUCAAACCGAAGACCUUGAUCCAGAGUUGAAAAGGAUAAUGGAAGAAGAUGCCAAUAAACUAAGAGAAUACAAGCCCUACAACAUCCUACCCCUUGAGACCCCAGGGGUAACAAAUGCCUUCUCAAGCUUUCCAGAGGUGAUUGGAGCAGCUAGAGCACUUGAGUACAAGGUUUCAUCAUCAGAGCUACCUGAUUUUCCGGAGGACUUCGACAAGCCGCAGGAGAGACGUGUAGAUGUCUUUGAUUUCUUACAGUAUACAUUUGGUUUCCAGGAGGACAACGCUGCAAAUCAGCGAGAGCAUUUGAUAUUAUUACUUUCUAACUCACAAUCACGCCUGGGUGUCCUGGUUGAUACCGAAAUCAAGUUGGAUGAUGGUGCCAUAUCCCACGUGUACCUCAGCAUGAUGGAGAACUACGAGCGGUGGUGCAAGUUCCUAGGCAGGGAGUCCAUGGCAAAGCGUGCCUACUCAAUGCAGUUGAUGAUAUUCCUGACUGCUCUAUAUUUGCUGAUCUGGGGAGAGGCAGCAAACUUGAGAUUUCUACCUGAGUGCCUGUGUUACAUCUUCCAUCAUAUGGCUGAUGAAAUGUAUGAUUUGCUUGAUAAGCGUGAAGUUGAGAGGUCACGGACUUUUAUCCACGGUUCAUCCCAUUCUUUCUUGGACAAGAUUGUUAAACCCGUCCAUGAAAUUUUAGCUGCGGAGUCGAAAAUGUGCGCGGCAGGAAAUGCUCCACAUUCCGACUGGAGAAAUUAUGACGACUUUAAUGAGUUUUUCUGGUCGCCAUCUUGUUUUGAGCUGUCGUGGCCUUGGAGAUUGGAUGCAGGGUUCUUCAGAAAGCCUGAGAAAAAAAUCUACACUGAUGCAGACAGAUGUCUUCGGAACAGGGAUCAUCUGGAGGAGCCAAUAACACUCGAACAAGAGUCUCUACCCCAUACGGGUGAACCGCAGGAAAAAAAAGUGGGGAAGACUCAUUUCGUUGAACACCGGACUGGCUUCCAUAUUUACCACAGCUUCCAUCGACUAUGGAUAUUUCUGGUGUGCAUGCUUCAGGGGCUGGGAAUUUUUGCCUUUUGCGACCGCAGAUUGACGUUACGAAAUAUCAAGUUGAUUAUGAGUGUUGGGCCUACCUUUAUACUCAUGAGACUCAUUCAAUCUGUGAUGGAUGUUACACUGAUGAUUGGAGCUUAUCGGAGCACUAGGAAGCGCAAUAUUUCAAGGAUGUUAAUUCGCUUCGUGUGGUUUAUUGUCCUUUCCACAGUCGUUGUUCUGCUAUAUGUGAAGACAAUUGAGGAAGAAAACAGCGGAUCAGGAGCUGAUACCUGGUUCAGAAUCUUCUACUGGGUAUUGGGCACUUACGCUGUAAUUCACAUGGUCAUUGCUCUGCUACUUCGUGUUCCAUGGUUUCGAAUGCAAGCAGAGAGGUGUUCAAACUUUUAUGUCUUACAAUUCAUUAAAUGGGUACAUCAGGAGCGAUACUAUGUGGGGCACAACAUGUACGAGAGAACUCGCGAUUACUUCUCGUACACAUUAUUCUGGUUCAUCGUUGGAACUUGCAAGUUUGCCUUCAGCUACUUUCUGCAGAUCCAGCCCUUGGUUGAGCCAACCAGAACUAUCAUUGGUAUCAGAAACGUCAAUUAUCGUUGGAAAGACCUUAUCUCACAAAGCAAUCAUAAUGCCCUUACUCUGGUGGCUUUAUGGGCUCCUGUUAUUAUGAUUUACUUCCUGGAUACUCAAGUGUGGUAUAUACUGGUAUCUGCUCUCAUCGGAGGCUUUGCAGGUGCUAGGAUGCAUCUUGGGGAGAUUCGAAACCUUGACAUGUUGCGGUCACGGUUCUUUUCUUUGCCGGGAGCAUUUGUCACAACUUUAGUUCCCACCAGAAGCGUUAGCCAUUCUCAAAUGGACAUGAGUGUUCCUAUCAGUGCACCUAAGGACUUGACUGACAAUGCAAAAGUUGAUGCUAUUCGAUUUGCCCCACUCUGGAAUGAAGUUAUCCUCUCUUUGCGUGAAGAAGAUCUCAUCAACAACAGAGAAAAAGAGUGGUUACUUAUGCCAGAUAACAAAAUCAGACUUGGAGCAUCAGGACAACAGACAUUGGUUCAGUGGCCCUUGUUCUUACUUGCCAAUAAGGUAUAUAUUGGAAUAGAUAUCGUGCUUGAGAACAGGAACUUUUUUCAGAAUGAGCUCUGGGAUAGAAUCAAGCGCGAUCGAUAUUUAGAAAACGCUGUGCAGGAAGCAUUUGUAUCUUUACAAAGCGUCUUGUUGCACUUAUUGAAUGAAGAUGGACGUGCUUGGGUGGAUAAGAUUUACGAAGAUAUUUACAACUCUCUUGAUACUGGAAACGUGUUGCACUUCUUCGAUUUUAAAAAUUUACUCAGUGUUUUGAACAGAGUAACGGAGUUGACAGAAAUUCUGGUGGCCGAGCCUACGAAAGUUGAGGAGAGUGAAAUGCAAGAAGAGCAAUUGAAGAUGCAGGAUAGGGCAGUCCGAGCAUUGGUGGGUUUGUAUGAAGUGGUGAUGAGGGAUUUUCUUGCGGAUUCAGAGCUCAGGGAAUAUUAUGAACAAGAGGAAAAAUUACAGUCUGCCAAACUGGAUGGCAGUCUGUUUAGCGACUUGAAUUGGCCUACUGGACUAUUUAAAGACCAAGUUAAACGACUCCAUUAUAUAUUGACAAUCAAAGAGUCGGCAUUGAAUGUUCCGGUUAAUUUGGAAGCCCGCCGACGUUUGCAGUUUUUCAGCAACUCGUUAUUUAUGUCAAUGCCUCAGCCACCACCUGUUCGAAAAAUGUUUUCUUUCAGUGCGCUCACUCCUUAUUACAACGAGGAUGUCAUGUACAGCAAGGCUCAGUUGGAGGAUAAGAAUGUUGACGGCAUUACUAUAUUAUACUACCUGCAAACUAUCGUACCAGAUGAGUGGAAAAACUUUCUUGAGAGAAUGAUUCCAGGUGUAGAUUACAAUCAGCUGGGACUUUAUACAGAAGCCAAUAUUGAUGCCAUAGAUAUUGUGCAAUUGCGCUUGUGGGCCUCGUAUCGGGGCCAGACUCUUGCUCGAACAGUUCGUGGGAUGAUGUAUUACAAAAAGGCCCUAUUAUUACAAGCACAGCAAGAAGGGGCCUCCGUGGCAGAAGACGAAGAAGAAGGGCACGACAUUGUAACCGAUGAACUUGCACUUGUCAGUUUGAGCACACCUCGCACUCCAAGAGGAUCACUCGUCCGGAAUGCACGCUCUCAGGCAGAACUUAAGUUCUGUCAUGUUGUAACUGCUCAAAACUACGGGAAACAAAAGAACAGUUUGUUAACAGCAGACAAGGAUAGAGCUGCAGAUUUGUUGCGUCUUAUGCAAAUGUAUGAUUCAUUAAGGCUAGCUUACAUCGAUGAAGUGAAGAAGAUGGUUCAAGGGAAAGAGAUUACCGAGUUCUACUCAAAGCUUGUUAAAACGGAUCUAAGUGGCAAGGAACAGGAAAUAUAUUCAAUAAAACUUCCGGGAGAAGUCAUAUUGGGAGAGGAGAAAUCUGAGAAUCAGAAUCAUGCGAUUGUAUUUACUCGUGGAGAGGCCCUUCAAACCGUCGACAUGAACCAGGAGAAUUAUCUGGAGGAAACUCUUAAGAUACGAAACCUUCUAGAAGAAUUUGAUUCAAAAAAACUUGGAUUUCGUCGCCCUAGAAUUCUUGGAGUUCGUGAGCAUGUCUUUACUGGCAGUGUGUCUUCUUUGGCAUGGUUCAUGUCUUUGCAGGAGAGGAGCUUUGUCACGCUUGGGCAACGAGUCCUUGCAAAUCCACUCAAGGUGAGAAUGCACUAUGGACAUUCAGAUGUGUUUGAUCGAAUAUUUCACAUAACGAGAGGAGGUGUAAGCAAAGCAUCAAAGCAGAUCAAUCUCAGUACGGACAUUUUUGCAGGUUUUAAUAGUACAUUACGUCAAGGGAACACUACCCACCAUGAAUAUAUUCAGUGCGGAAAGGGGCGGGAUGUGGGAUUAAAUCAAAUCGCGGCCUUUGAAGGCAAAGUGGCUGCUGGAAAUGGAGAGCAAAUACUCAGUCGUGACGUGUUUCGAUUGGGCCAGCUGUUUGACUUCUUCAGGAUGCUGUCUUUCUUUUUCACUUCAGUUGGUUAUUACUUCACCACCAUGCUUGCAGUGCUGACCAUCUACGUGUUCCUGUACGGCAAAGUGUACCUGGCACUGUCGGGUGUUGAUGCGGCGCUCAAAGCCAACAGUUUAUUGGAUAACACUGCGUUGCUAGCUGCCCUAGACACACAGUUUCUUCUUCAAAUUGGUGUUUUCACAACUGUGCCCAUGAUUGUCAACUUCGUUCUGGAGCAAGGUGUUAUGCGGGCGGUUAUCAGUUUCUUCACCAUGCAGUUUCAAAUGAGUUCACUGUUUUUCACUUUCUCACUUGGAACUAGAACCCAUUACUUUGGUCGAACUAUCCUCCAUGGAGGUACCAAGUAUAAAUCGACUGGAAGAGGUUUCGUCGUGGAACAUGUCCCUUUUGCUGAGAACUAUCGGACAUAUGCACGUAGCCAUUUUGUAAAAGGAAUGGAGAUUAUAAUAUUGCUGAUUGUAUACGUUGUCUACGGGGCUCAUGACUGGACGGCUGCCAGCUACAUUCUUCUCACAUUUAGCAGUUGGUUUCUGGCUCUUUCAUGGUUAUUUGCUCCUUUCGUCUUCAAUCCUUCAGGAUUUGAAUGGCAGAAGACUGUCAAAGAUUUUGAAGACUGGACAAAUUGGUUAUUUCACAAAGGAGGGAUUGGAGAUGAGGGCAAAAAGAGUUGGGAAGUUUGGUGGAAUGAGGAGCAAGCACAUAUUCAUACGUUCAGAGGAAGACUUUGGGAAAUUAUCUUAAGUUCGCGGUUUUUUUUAUUCCAGUACGGUAUUGUGUAUGCCCUCAAUGCAGCAGGCAACAACAAAACUUUCUGGGUCUACGGGUACUCCUGGGUGGUUAUUGUUGGUGUGUUUCUUCUGUUCAAGAUUUUCACAUUUAGCCAGAAGGCAUCAGCAAACUUUCAGCUGAUCGUAAGACUAUUUCAAGGCAUUGUGUUUUUGGCGGUAGUCGCUGGUGUGAGCGUGGCCGUGGUCCUCACAGAACUUACAAUCGGUGACUUGUUUGCUUGUUCCUUGGCUCUUAUUCCAACUGGUUGGGGCCUUCUUUCUAUCGCCAUUGCACUUCGUCCAGUUUUCAAGUGGUUCGGGCUUUGGAAAUCCGUGCGUGGAAUCGCCCGCUUUUACGAUGCAACCAUGGGAAUGAUUCUGUUCAUCCCCAUCGCUCUGCUGUCAUGGUUUCCCUUCGUUUCCACAUUCCAAACACGGCUCGUAUUCAAUCAAGCGUUCAGUCGUGGACUAGAGAUCUCUGUUUUGUUGGCCGGCGACAACCCCAAUGCUGCAAUAUAAACCAGGAGGAAGUUCUAGUUCUAACUUGAACAAUCCCUUAAACAAACGAAAUCUACUUAGAAGCUCCUUCAACAUAGCUAAGGAUAGUUCCCGUCUGAAAAAACUCACUGGCAUGAAUUGCAGGACACAUCACGUACACAGUUGCACAGCCGAUGCAAUGUAUAGCAAGUCGGUUGAGGCAUCUGGCAUUUUCUUUGCAUACUGCACGUCAUGCUUGUUUCAUACAUUUCUGUUAAGAAUUCUGGCUCCACGCUGAUUUACUGGUUCAAACUACCAGCUUUGUCCCGAGA